GUCUCCAGCUUUCGAGCUCUGGCUCUCUCUCUCUCUCUCUCUCUCUCUCUCUCUCGACAAUCUCUGUUCAUUCUUUGGUUUUCUCUCUUCCGGGCAAUUCUUUUCCCUCACUUUCUCGGGAAAAGUAUCGGUUUUUCUGGGGGAAAGAUUCGAUUUUUUUAUCUGGGUUUGCCGGAGAUCGGUGGGUUUAUUUCCCGGCGGUGGGCGGUGAAGGAGGUUGAAGAGUUUGAGAUUGGAGUGAGAUUUAAAGGAGGAGGAAAAAAUGUGGUGGAUGAUGGGUGAAUCCGGUGGUCACUACUGUUCGAAAAAGUUCGAUGAUCUCUGCGGCCAGGAAUCGGAUCGAGCCUUCGGCGUUUCGAGAAUCUGCUGCUUCUUGCGUGGCGUGGACAUCAAAUCGUAUCUGUUACUGUUAGUGUUUCUUCCAAUGUGUUUGUUCGGUGCUUACAUUCACGGCCAGAAGAUUUCGUAUUUCUUGAGACCCCUGUGGGAAUCGCCUCCGAAACCCUUCAACGAGAUCCCCCAUUAUUACCACGAGAACGUUUCCAUGGAAACUCUCUGCAAGCUCCAUGGAUGGGGCGUCAGAGAAAACCCUAGACGAGUUUACGACGCGGUUCUGUUCAACAACGAGGUAGACCUCCUCACGAUCCGUUGGAAGGAGCUUUACCCUUACGUCACUCAGUUUGUCCUUCUGGAAUCGAACUCGACCUUCACUGGAUUGCCGAAGCCGCUGGUUUUCGCCGAUCACAGGGACGAGUUCGAGUUCGUCGAGCCACGACUGACCUACGGGAAGAUCGGAGGGAGGUUCAGGAGAGGAGAGAGGAACCCUUUUUACGAAGAGGCCUAUCAGAGGAUCGCGUUGGAUCAGCUCAUCAGAAUCUCGGGCAUAAAAGACGACGACUUGCUCAUCAUGUCGGAUGUCGACGAAAUCCCGAGCAGACACACCGUUAACCUCCUCCGAUGGUGCGAGGAAAUACCCGAAAUCCUCCACCUCAGGCUCAAGAACUACUUAUACUCGUUCGAGUUCCUGGUCGAUAGCAAGAGCUGGAGAGCCUCAGUUCAUCGGUACAGGACCGGGGAGACGAGAUACGCCCAUUUCAGACAGGCCGACCAGAUCUUGGCCGACGCCGGAUGGCAUUGCAGCUUCUGUUUCCGACGUAUCAGCGAGUUCGUGUUCAAGAUGAAGGCUUACAGCCACUACGACAGGGUGAGAUUUUCUCGGUACCUCAGCCCUAAGAGAGUGCAGAGAGUGAUAUGCAGAGGGGACGAUCUGUUCGACAUGCUUCCGGAGGAAUAUACGUUCAGAGACAUCAUCGGAAAAAUGGGUCCGAUCCCGCAUUCGUUUUCCGGCGUCGAUCUUCCGGCGUUCCUGCUGGAGAAUUCCGACAAGUACAGGUUUCUGUUGCCUGGAAACUGUUUGAGAGAUUGAUCCUCAAAAAUUUAUACUCACUGAUUGUUGUUGAUUCUUUGUUGGUUAGAAAGUUCGAGUUUUUUUUUUUGUUUUUUUGACGAAUUCUUGGAUAUUUUUGUAUAUAUGAAUUAAAUUCUAUUUUA
Messenger RNA from Tarenaya hassleriana, 1551 nucleotides. RefSeq names its product beta-1,4-mannosyl-glycoprotein 4-beta-N-acetylglucosaminyltransferase. Bases 263 to 1426 code for a protein of 387 amino acids. The transcript has 2 exons. The record is from RefSeq and is a predicted model, not a curated record. Gene Ontology annotation, molecular function: beta-1,4-mannosylglycoprotein 4-beta-N-acetylglucosaminyltransferase activity. Gene Ontology annotation, cellular component: membrane. Lineage: Eukaryota; Viridiplantae; Streptophyta; Magnoliopsida; Brassicales; Cleomaceae. Gene Ontology annotation, biological process: N-acetylglucosamine metabolic process; protein N-linked glycosylation.